UUUGUUGUUUAAGAUUUGAACUUAUUUCAAUGCAAUAAUACGGUUAACAGAAACUGCUGAACCAUACUGAUGCCUAAUAUAAAAGGAUCUAUCGAAAAUUUACGUCGUCAACUACGUUCAAUUCGAUUUAGUUAUGAUGUCAAUUUUCAAGGUAUGGUGUUGGGUCAGUCAUCUGCAUUUGUUGAAUUUUAUCGGCGUUUACUCUGUGAUUAUAAUGCAAAAGUCACCAGUUACCUCGUUGAACUUGGAUUUGGAAUGCUCGGUAUGAUUUUACAAUAAGUUAAUACAUCCAUUAUUACCAUUAAUAAAUUUAUGUUUUCUUCUUGUCAAAUAUGACACUAUGUGUGUAGAUAUUAUCUUGAGUGCAUAUUCUUGUGAAGUUAUUUUUGCGUUUUUGAAUUGGAUUAAAUUUUAAAAAAUACUAUGCUAGACUGGAUUUCAUGUACUCCUAGAAAAUCGUAAACCUAGACAAAACCAGUGUCAGCGGAAUUUCUCUCAACGCAAACUCAUAACAAGUAAGUCACGUUACUUCUUAUAUAAUUAUCACAUAUAUGACUUAGUGAUUGAAAAAUUUAACUUCAGACUAUUCAGCCUCAGGCUUGAAAACAGCUUCACCUCAUUUCAGGAAGAUGAUUAGUAUCGUUAGGCUUCACACACAAAACUUUCUGUUCGUAACCAGGUAAAUAAAUUUGUACUAGGCAAAUAAUACAUUCAAUUUUACCAAGUAUUAUCCAUAAUUAUCACUUCAUUCAUUUUUUUCUUGAUCCGUCAUAUAUGUAUAUAAAUUCAGGCACAACAGACAGCAGAUUUAUGGAAGUGCUUUAUCGUAUUCUUCGAGAUGUUUUCUCUUAUCGACCAUCGAUUACAAUGGCACAAUUUUUUGUGACUGGAUUUGCAGAACGUAAAAUUGAAAUGGCUACCACUGUUGCUUUACAUAUAGGAUCCUUAAUUAAACAUCAAGAUAAGAAUAGAAUACAUUCCAAUUAUUAUCAUCAUCAACGACAACACGAGAGCCGACAUCAUAAUGAUCAGUUGAAGGCUAAUUUGAACACACAAAUACCUUUAGUGUUGCCUGGAGUUUCAUUGCAUCGAUCAAUUGAGCGGAAUGUUGAAAAAUCACUUGUUCCAUCUAAUGAUAACAGCAAUAAUAAUGAUAAUAAUACUGAAUUGUGUAGAAAAUUUGUACAUUCCAGUGGAAAAAGUCCUGUACUCUAUAAUGAUUUAUCGAAUGAAAUCAAUUGUACUGUUUUAAAUGGUAAUAAAACUGUUCAAAGUAGAGAAUGUUCACAAGAACCUCAUAACCGUGGUAAUGAUCGUAAUGUAAAUGGUAAAGAAGCAAAGUUUUACAGGACAAAGACACUAAAUACUGAUCUUAAUUCACGUGAUCAACAUAACAAAUUCAAAAAUGAAUAUGCUCAGUAUAAACACAUCUAUCAUGCCCAUCAUCCAUUUGACAAUAACAAUCCACGACGUUCUUAUACAUCUCAUACACUAUAUGAAAAUUGUACAAAAUUAUCCGAUCAUAAAUUGACCGCUUCUACUACUGGAUCCGUCAGUACGGUGACUGCAACUUCAAUGGUGCCAAUAAAAUCACUUGAUGCCCCAAAUAAUUCGAAGCAACGCUCAAAAGAGAAUUAUUGUACUUCAUCAUCAUUUAAAUAUCACAAUAAUAAUACUAAUGAAUAUUUGUUAUUCAGUAGCAAUGAUCUUCCUCCAGUGGUUGAUCAUCAGGAUAAUCAAUCUAGUUUAAUGAAUCAUGAAGAUCUUCGAAAUAUAAUGAAUUCAUUGUUCCAAUUAACGGGUAAAGUGAAUGGUAUGCUUACACGUAUAAAUAAAUUAGAGAGUAGACUAACAAAUGUUGAAACUGAUUGUUCGUUUAAUCAUCGUUCAAGAACAUAUAGCGGAAAUACUGUUGGUUCAAAUCAACCACUCACGGAUUCAAUUGAUAUAUAUGGUAGUAGGAAUAUUGCCAAUCCUACUAGUUUACCUCAUGUUGUUACAGGAAAAUAUAGUAAUUAUUUGCCCAUUAACUCAACAAAUUCACUUGUCACAUCUAAUAGUGGCAGUUCUACGUUGGAUACGUUCAAUGAAACGAAGUGCACAAUUGGGACAAAAACAAAUACUACCACGAAUGCUGUAAUAUCAUCGUUACCAGUGACAACGGCGACAACAACAACCAACUCUUAUGAUGUUAAAUCGUAUGCAGAUCGUUAUAUUCCAAGUUAUAAUAAUAAAUUAUCUGAGUCUUUCUUAUCAAAACCUAAAUAUUUAACAUCAACAAAAUUGAAUUUACAAGAUAACAACGAUUAUCAUUAUUCAGUUGCUAGUAAUCAAGCUAUAAUGGAUAAAACAGAAAGUCAGAACGUGAAAAUUUCUAUAAAUGAUAAUCAUCAAUCUAUCAAAAAUGUUCCGAAUACUUUUAAUUCAUUCCAUGAUUCAUACAAAUACAAUGAAAAUUGUUAUGACUUAUCAAGUCGGAAUGAAAUUCCAGAAUCCGUUCAUUCUAAAUAUGCUGACUCUUUGAAAACUAUCAAUCAUCGAUCAUCUAGAUUACUUGAUCUGAAUACUUGUUCACUGGUCGAUUUAGAUCAACAAUCUGAAAUUCAAUCCCUUUCAUUCGGUCGUAAUAAUUCGGCAUUACCUUAUCGUCCUAAAUCAUCUGCUGAUUAUUCUACCAGACAUGAUACAUCUAAUCCAUUUGAGAAUUCUUGUGGUCAGCGUAAAAUGAUGAUACCUUUGUUGCCAUUAAAUUCAUCACGUAAAUCUGUUGAAUCAAAGACUCCAAUCAAUCAGAAGUCCGAGGCUUCAUAUCGUGCUCAAGUGGAACGUAUAACCAAUAUGCUUGCUGAAACCCAAAAUCUUCUUCAAGAGCAUUCUCCUGUUGUUAAAAUGGACGAAAUAUUCAGCAGUAACAAUAAUAAUAUCAUAACCAAUGAUAAUAGUAAUAAUGCAGUGAUUUUAAAAGCAUAAAAUUGAAAUUCUUAGUAGAUUGAAUAAUUUUUUUUAUUAUAAAUGACUAUAGUUGAUGAAAAAGGAACCAAUUUUUCGUGUGUCUGUUUUCGAACAAAUAAUGCUACAUUGUUUGUUUGUCUUAAUAUGACGUACAGGUUUUUGUUCUUUUCGCAUUUGUGUGUGUGUGUUCAGAAGAGAAAGAAUGCAUUUAGUUCUGUUUGUGAUUGUUUUAAAUGAAACAAACAUACUAGUGAGUUACUUUAACAUACAGAAUAAAAUGAACCUAUUAAUAUCAUCAUCAUCAUUCGAUACAUAAAACGAUCACAUCAACUACACAUUGAUCUACCUACACAGAUGACAGGGAAUAAUAAAUAUAACUGUCAGAAACACGGUUAUAACGUGUUUCUUUCUUUUUUAAAUUUCCAACUAAAAGUUGAAAAUGGAACAGAAAAUUCAAAGUAUAAUCUUAUUCAAACGUCUAAUUAUAAUUUCAGCAAUGAAAAACUAUCUCAGAUAUUUGUUAUUUCUCCUUGUCAAAUCACUUUAUUAUCAAAUUAUGAUUAUCUGUAGACUGUUUUCAAAUUAUUUUGUAAAGACUUUGUGACUAGAAUAUUAUUACAUUUAUAUUGUUUGCUCAUUAGUGAUAGUGUUCGUUUAAUGGUGUUUUGGUUAUUUGUUUUAUUGAACAUGUGCUUCCAAGUAUAUCCCAAUCUGAAUUAGUUAGAAUAAUAAACUAUUAGUAUGAUUAUUAUUAUUAUUAUUAUUUGAAAAUGCCUCUUCAUUCACUCGAACUAUUCUCUUCAUGUUAUAAUUGAUGAUAGUAGUGACUUCUAAAACAAACCCGGUUGUAUUUUUUCGCUAAUAUUAUUGUUAUGUUUUACAAUAUUCUUUCAACCCUUUAAUCUUGAUUUUGAAAAUGUGUUUUCUUCUUUUUAAAUUGUUUAUCAUUUCAUAAAGAAAAUUGAGUUUAGUGUGAUAUUAAUAUUGAGAGUAUAAAUAUUAGAGGUGAUUUACACCUUGGUAGUGAAAUUUACGUUACUAUUAUUAUUAUUAUUAUUACUAUUAUCCAGUUUAUAAGAUUGUUACCGUUGUUCUUCCCCCUCCCUCUAGAAAAUUGUAUUCUUAUUUAAUUUUGUUUGUCUAAAAUGAUUAACAUUAAAAAAAUC
Schistosoma curassoni is the source of this 4118-nucleotide messenger RNA. The record is from the annotation of a GenBank genome assembly. NCBI's taxonomy places the organism in Eukaryota, Metazoa, Platyhelminthes, Trematoda, Strigeidida, Schistosomatidae.